This is a messenger RNA of Drosophila suzukii, 1083 nucleotides long. The record is from RefSeq and is a predicted model, not a curated record. Lineage: Eukaryota; Metazoa; Arthropoda; Insecta; Diptera; Drosophilidae.
AAAAGCAUGCGAAAAUGUGUGUAAUGGAAAUUGGUAAUUGGAAAACAAGCAUGCAGUUCGGUGAAAGGAGGAAGUUGCUGGUUGUCGGCACCCUGCUUAUAAGCCUGGCCUUGGUUCAGGCCGCGGAUCCCAGCUCCAGGGAUGCACCCCGCAUAAGGCACAAGCGUGGGAUUUUCUGGGACUUCUUCCAGAAGAUGGUCAUCACCAAGAACCUCAUAGUGGAUCAAUACACGGACACACGUAACACCCUGAAUGACAUAUACAAUACUGUCAAUGAACAGUUCAGCGAUCCGGGUCCCGAGAAACCCACCAGUCGUCCUAGGGUGACGACCGAGAAAACUUCUAUAAGCGGCGAGGAGAGCGGCAGUAACAGCGAGGAGCCCACCACCACGGAGGCCUUCACGAUCUCCCGAUACGAACUGGGUCGCAUCCUGGGCAGGAACUUCCGGGGUCUUCAGAAGCUGGCCAUGACCGAGUUCGAUACCGCCCUUAACGCCACCAAAUACAAUCUGGCUGAGUACAAAUCGGAGGCCGAUAAACAGUUCGCCAACAGUUUGGCGGUGGAGAAGAAGAACAAGCUGAAGAGUCUCAAGGGCUGAGCCACGCCCCCUUUCCCAGUGCCCCAAGAUAGUUAUCUCUGUGAUAGGCUGAUGACUGUAUUCCCCUGUUUUUUGCUUAUUUAUUUGCUAGCAUUCUCGCAACUACGUACAUUUAGUGUAUCGAAUAAAAGGCGGAUGUGAGUGCGGAUGGGGAAGUGUCCCCGAACGCAUGCGGAUUCGUGUCUACGACUAUUGUGUGUCAAAUUAAAAAGUUUUCUGUCAUAAUUUUAUUGAUAAACUUUUAAGUUAAAAAAGGAGCACCGAAAAAAGCGGAAAACAAACACCGAAGCGGAAGAGAGUAACAGAAAGGACAAGGAUGAAAAUGAAAACAUUGUAAGACCGGGAAAACUAAACAGAAAUUGAAGGUCUAUCUCUGGAUUUUUGUUGGGUUUCUAUGGGUACCUAUAUUUAUUAUUUUUGUAAAUAUAUAUACAUAUGAUUAAACUAAUAUUGUAAGAAAUGAUCUAAGUAUGCGUUUGGUUGU